This is a messenger RNA of Impatiens glandulifera, 917 nucleotides long. RefSeq lists its product as uncharacterized. The transcript is spliced from 3 exons. NCBI's taxonomy places the organism in Eukaryota, Viridiplantae, Streptophyta, Magnoliopsida, Ericales, Balsaminaceae. The coding region runs from base 90 to 692 and encodes 200 amino acids. The record is from RefSeq and is a predicted model, not a curated record.
ACACUCAAAGCUUUCAAGAACAAAAGAGCAAUUCUCUUUCUCUCUCUCUCUGUAAAUUGCCAUUCAAAUCCCAAAGUUCAUGUCUUUUUAUGUGCAAAGCUCAGUCAUUUCUCUGUAAAGCGAGGCCGCAUGUUUACCUAAUUCUCAACAUAUUGCAUGGAGUUUUCCGAAUCCUUAUAAGUAAAGAAAGAGGGAAAAUGGGUGAACGAGGUCAUGAUCAUUCGGGAUGGCCACCGUCUGGAUCUCCAUUAUAUACAGGAAGAGAUGAUCAUUGGAGUCAUUUUGACACCUCUGUCAAUGCAGUUUCUUUUGGGUUCGUUGCUACUGCUGUUCUAAUCUCCAUGUUUCUUGUUAUGGCCAUUUUUGAGAGAUUUCUCAUAAACAUGCCGCCGUCUCCGCCACUUCCGCCGUCUUCUUCAGCCACUGGCCGCAGGUUCACUGUCGACGUAGAGUCCCAGAUGCAAUUAAACGGGAUGUUCAUUCAUCUUCCUUCUCCCAAAAUUUUGUCUAAUGCAAGGGAACUUUCUGUGUUGAUGCCAGGAGAGCAUAUACCACGGUUCAUCGCUCAACCGAGCCCCAUGCCAUACCCACCUGACCCCAAUAUCGCUUGGCCCGCCAAUCUCUCCAAUCCGUUACAAAAACAAGGUAAAACCUACCACUCAAUUAACACGGGUGGUUCAAGUUCGGCUUGAUAGAUUGAAAAUAUCGAAAUGGGAACACAUUUUGUUCUUAUGUCUGCGUAGAAGAAAACGGGUGGAUAGACAUUCCAUGUGUAUAAAUUGUAUAUAGAUAUUAUUCAUGCUGGAUUUCGAGUCUUUGAAAGAUCGACGUUGAGAAACUUCAGGCAAUGGUUGGUUUAACUUUGGCUGAUAUUAUUAUUAUUGAAGAUAAAUCAAGACUGAGAUGUAGUUUGUUUA